ACUUUCUUUGUCUUUUUAACCCUAAUAUUUCCCAAAGAUUUUAUUCCGGCAAAACCACAACGAUUAGCUUCUAUCUUAAAAUCGCAUCAAAACCUCUCAACAGAAGGAGCAAGAAAUGGGAAGACCACCUUGCUGUGAAAAGGUUGGAGUGAAGAAAGGGCCAUGGACACCAGAGGAAGAUAUCAUCUUGGUUUCUUACAUUCAAGAACAUGGUCCUGGAAACUGGAGAUCUGUCCCUACUAAUACAGGACUGAGGAGAUGUAGCAAGAGCUGCAGAUUGAGAUGGACUAAUUAUCUUCGACCCGGUAUUAAGCGUGGAAACUUCACUGAGCAUGAAGAGAAGACGAUUGUUCAUCUUCAAGCUCUUUUAGGCAACAGAUGGGCAGCCAUAGCAUCAUACCUUCCUGAAAGGACGGACAAUGAUAUAAAGAACUAUUGGAACACCCACUUGAAGAAGAAGCUCAAAAAGAUUAAUGAAUCUGGUGAAGAAGACAAUGAUGGCGGCGUCUCUUCAUCAACCACUAGUUCACAAAAGCAUCAUCAAAGCACUAACAAAGGUCAAUGGGAGAGAAGACUUCAGACAGAUAUCAACAUGGCAAAACAAGCUCUUUGUGAGGCUUUGUCUUUGGACAAACCAUCAUCAACUCUUUCGCCAUCAUCAUCAUCAUCAUUACCGACACCAGCUAUCACACCACAGAACACCCCUACCUUCUCAUCAGCUUUGCUAGACCGUUGUUAUGAUCCAUCGUCUUCUUCGUCCUCUACCACAACCACAGCCACCACUACAAGCAACACCACUAAUCCAUACCCAUCAGGGGUGUAUGCGUCAAGCGCUGAGAACAUCGCUCGGUUGCUUCAGGACUUCAUGAAAGACACACCAAAGGCUUUAACUCUAUCAUCUUCAUCUCCGGUUUCAGAGACCGGACCACUCGCUGCUGCAGUUUCGGAAGAAGGUGGAGAAGGGUUUGAACAUUCUUUCUUCAGCUUCAAUUCGAUAGAAGAAACUCAAAAUUUGACUCAGGAGACAAGCUUCUUCCAUGGUCAAGAGAUCAAGCCGGAAAUAAUAAUGGACCAAGAUCAGGGUUUAAUAUCACAAGGGUCUUUGUCUUUGUUGGAGAAAUGGUUAUUUGAUGAGCAAAGCCACGACAUGGUUGGUAUGUCACUAGAAGGACAAGUUGCGAUGUUCUAGACUUCUAGUUCUAGAACACUAGAACUCUACAAAGUGGGAUCAUUCAAAUUGAGGGCUUAAUUAGUCAUGAGUUAAACAAAUAAUAUAGAGUUAUAGCCUAUAAUAUAUGUGUUUAUCCUUGCAUUAGGGUUUUAGAGUCUUUAGUAGCUAGCUUUUAGCUCUACAACACUCUUUUCCCCUUUUGGUGUUAUAAUCUUUCUCGUUUUCUAUAUAUGUAGCAGAACGUAACACAAAGUGUUCAGCAUCUUUAUAAAUGUAAUGUGUUGCACUUUGUGGCUCAUAUGGUUAUACAAAUGUCUUCUAAUGUUACUGAUUA
Messenger RNA from Capsella rubella, 1505 nucleotides. Its product is annotated as transcription factor MYB30. The record is from RefSeq and is a predicted model, not a curated record. Lineage: Eukaryota; Viridiplantae; Streptophyta; Magnoliopsida; Brassicales; Brassicaceae. Gene Ontology annotation, biological process: response to auxin. The transcript has 3 exons. The coding region runs from base 116 to 1189 and encodes 357 amino acids.